Molecule: messenger RNA, 1379 nt
Organism: Pseudophryne corroboree (corroboree frog)
Lineage: Eukaryota; Metazoa; Chordata; Amphibia; Anura; Myobatrachidae
Gene: CDC42EP2
Product: CDC42 effector protein 2
Exons: 3
Coding region: 383-928 (181 amino acids)
Biological process (GO): positive regulation of pseudopodium assembly; positive regulation of actin filament polymerization; regulation of cell shape
Cellular component (GO): cytoplasm; membrane
Molecular function (GO): small GTPase binding
Source: RefSeq, a predicted model, not a curated record
UGCGCUGUGCAGGAUUGCUGUGUUCUGACCUCGUUCCCCUAUCAGUAGCGGCUGUGCUCUCUCCGUGGUAGGACCGUCGUCUGUGUCUCCUGUUCCAGGACCCCCCUGCCCCAGAUGCGGUUUACUUGGCGACUGAGAACCGGAAGCUCUGGCCACUCCCAACCACGUCCUCAUCUUCCUGGGUCCAAAUCUGCAUUCCGGGUCCAGCGCCUGUGAGCGCCAUAGGUGACGCUGGGGUUUGUUUGAACAGAGAAAUUGAAGACCAGAUCUGAAGUCUUUUGCAUCCUGCAGUGCCAACAUUUUCCUCAAGAGACUCUUGUGAUGAGAUGUGACGGGGACACUUGAAAAUUCAGUUCUUAAGUCCCACAUUGAGACUGCUAAGAUGUCAACAAAAGCUCCCAUAUACCUGAAAAGGGGAAGCCGCAAAGGAAAGCUGAGAGAUGUUUUGUCACCGGACAUGAUAAGUCCACCACUCGGAGACUUCAGACACACCAUUCACAUUGGCAGUGGGGAAGGAGAUAUUUUUGGGGAUGUUUCCUUUCUGCAGGGCAAAUUCCACCUCCUUCCUCGACUGCAUCCAGGGUCCACCUCCUCUUUGUUACCUGAUGCCACCCCACCACCGUCACAUUCAGACCUACCAUCACCUGUCCUAAAGAAUGCAAUCUCCCUUCCUGCAAUUGGAGAGCCACAAGCUCUCGCCCUCCUGCAAGCCCCACCACCAAAACCACCCCGGUUACACCUUGAUGAGAAGAGUAAGAGCCCAGUGAAGGAGAUAGACAGACCGCUGCAGGUGACUGCGGAUAAUGGCUUCACGGCAGAGGAAAGGGAAGAACGGUUUCUUGUUCAUGCUGGGUCUCUUCUUUCCCUUCAUGUGGAUUUGGGACCUUCCAUCUUGGAUGAUGUUUUGCAGAUCAUGAAAAAAGACUAGGUACCGGUGGACAAACAAUCUCAAGUAGUUUUAAGUCUCUAUGUUUAAACACUAAAAACAUUUUGGAAGUUAACUGUUUAACUACCACAGUGAAUAUAACCUAAACUACGCUGCCUUACAAUGGUUAAUAUGUGAAGUUUAAUCCUAAAAUGCUGUUUAGUGAUGCGGAGCAUCUCCAUGCACAUACUGUGCUAUAUUUUUGGACCUUUACUGGAAAUGGACAAUCUCAGUUGUAUGUGGACAGUGUUUACAUUCCAGCUAUGCAAUGAUAUGCCUUUGUGCAAUAGCCAAAACCUCUGUAGUUUUUAUGAAAUCCACCCUACAGGGAACUCAUAGUGCCUUCUUGCCAGAAAAUGACAAACGUACUUUAUUUUUAUUUCUUUUAUCUUUUUUUUUUUCUGGCCAAAAAUUGUAAAUUGUUCAUAAGACCAAAUACAGGAAAUUAUUUUCA